Akanthomyces muscarius is the source of this 1089-nucleotide messenger RNA. RefSeq lists its product as uncharacterized. The transcript has 3 exons. Gene Ontology annotation, molecular function: antiporter activity. Gene Ontology annotation, cellular component: Golgi apparatus. The record is from RefSeq and is a predicted model, not a curated record. Lineage: Eukaryota; Fungi; Ascomycota; Sordariomycetes; Hypocreales; Cordycipitaceae. The coding region runs from base 1 to 1089 and encodes 362 amino acids.
AUGCCUUCACAAUCUCAUGCGGAACCGUCGCCGCCCUUACUCAAGAGCGGCCAGGGGUUUGGGCCCCGAAGCGACUCUGCCGUUGAUAUGGAGGCCAACGCAGGCCGCUCGGAUGCAGCCUCGCAGUCCAAUCUCGACCAUGAAUACUCAAUACCGUCAACGGUCAAGUUUACGUGGCUAGGCACAUACUUUUUGCUGUCAUUGCUACUCACCAUCUAUAACAAACUCGUCUUGGGCGUGUUCAAAUUUCCAUGGCUCUUGACCUUUCUUCAUACCUCGAUUUCCGCCCUCGGUACCUACGGCAUGAUGCACAUGGGCUACUUUAAACUCUCUCGUUUGGGACGUCGAGAAAACUUGGCCCUUCUCGCCUUUAGCGCACUCUUUACUGCCAACAUUGCCCUGUCGAACCUGUCGCUUGCCAUGGUUUCGGUCCCCUUUUACCAGACCAUGCGCAUGCUUUGCCCCAUCUUCACCCUUCUCAUCUUCCGUGCCUGGUACGGCCGCACCUACAGCACGCUCACUUACUUGUCUUUGGCUCCCUUGAUCAUCGGUGCCACUAUGACUACUGCAGGCGAGAUGAAGUUUUCAGACGCCGGAUUCCUGCUGACAAUACUCGGCGUCAUCUUUGCUGCCCUCAAGACUAUCGUCACAAAUCGCUUCAUGACAGGCUCCCUUGCGCUUCCACCGGUCGAAUUUCUUAUCCGAAUGUCCCCCAUGGCUGCUGUGCAAGCGUUGAUCUGCGCAUUUGCUACCGGCGAGGUGGACGGCUUCCGCACGGCCCUUGCUAACUCGGAAAUGUCGUCCUUUGCUACAUUGGCCGCUUUGCUGGGCAAUGGAUUCCUUGCCUUUUUGCUAAACAUUUCGUCAUUUAAUACCAACAAACUCGCUGGUGCAUUGACAAUGACAGUGUGUGGUAACCUCAAGCAAUGCUUGACUGUUCUUCUGGGCAUUUUCAUCUUCAACGUUGAAGUUGACCUGCUCAAGGGUGCCGGUAUGGCUGUUACAAUGCUCGGCGCGGCUAUUUACAGCAAAGCCGAGCUCGAUAACAAGAAGAAGCAACAGUCCGGCUACAAGAAGAUUCCUCAAUGA